Messenger RNA from Ctenopharyngodon idella (grass carp), 1366 nucleotides. Its product is annotated as leukotriene B4 receptor 1-like. The record is from RefSeq and is a predicted model, not a curated record. Bases 1 to 975 code for a protein of 324 amino acids. Gene Ontology annotation, biological process: neuropeptide signaling pathway. Gene Ontology annotation, cellular component: membrane. NCBI's taxonomy places the organism in Eukaryota, Metazoa, Chordata, Actinopteri, Cypriniformes, Xenocyprididae. Gene Ontology annotation, molecular function: G protein-coupled peptide receptor activity. The transcript has a single exon.
AUGGAGCCAAAAUUAGACUUUAAUUCAACAUCUAACAGUACUUCUCUGGGUUCAAAGCAGAUCGCUCCUGCUGUAGUUCUGGGUUUGUGCUGUUUGGUGGGUUUGCCAAGCAAUAUCGCAGUAAUUAUCAGCAUUUCUCGUGAAUGGAACAAACAUUUGAGCUUUACCUUAAAACUAAUGGUAAACCUUGCUGUCUCUGAUGCUUUGACACUUUGCUUGGCUCCUGUGGUGCUGUGUGGAAUACUGUUUGGAUGGAAACUCGGCCUUUGGUCUUGUAGGAUCUUGUUCUUCUUGGGUCACUGGAGUCUGUAUGUUGCUGUCCUGACGGUCAGCUCCAUGAGUGUGCACCGCUAUCACAAUGUCAUCAAGUCCAGAGUCACUAACAGGAUGAUACUGCACAGACUGGAGAGACGGCACAGGCGCCUUCAGCUGAUUGCCAUCUGGAUUCUAGCCUUUGUUUUUGCCCUACCGAUAUUUUUCACUCAAGGACUCAAAGACAAGGAUGGAUUGCAGAGAUGUCAGAGGGCAAUGGAGUCACAGUCUGUAGUAGUGACUGUUGUGCUUCUUGAGAUCCUGUUGGGGUUCGUCAUCCCAUUAUUGAUCAUGUUAACAUGUUAUCUCUGGUUGCACAAAGGUUUGAGAGAAAAAGCCAAGAGCUCCAAUCUAACUAGAGCUCCACAGGACCAGGAUCCCAGAAAACAGGGGCCAAAGGUUAGGACUUACAAGAAGAGACUUGUGGUCAGCAUCGUUGUGGCUUUCUUUCUGUUUUGGACUCCUUUGCACAUCAUCAAUGUGAUAGAUAUAGUUACUACUCUGACUGAAACGUCUUGUCCAGAUGUUCAUUCCCAACUGAAGUCCUUCCGUAGAGUUUAUGGUGAUUCAAGCAAGACUCUGGCUUUGGUAAACUGCUGUCUGAAUCCUUUUCUCUAUGCUGUCUCUUCAGGAAAUAUUCUAAAAUGUUUCAGAAAGAAAUAAUUCCUUUCUGAUUGGAUAAUUUACUUCCAGUCAAAUAUAUAUUUUAAAGACUCCCUAGUUCCUCAUUGCUGUUCUUGUGUGGUUUGCAGUAGAUUAACACAUGCUGUUGAUGGCGCAGCAAUAUUCAACAUUCAUUUGACUGCAUUUCAUGCAUGCACGCAUUCAUUCAUACAUACUGUCACAUGUAUCCACAUGAAUAAAGUAUAGCAUUGUAAAUAAUCACAUUCAUAACAUUCAUAACAGGGUUGCUGUUUUUGAGAUUGGUUGUAGUCUUUGUUAACAGUCUAGAAUUAGUCCAAAUAAUUUGUCAGGUUUUCCAAACUUAAAUUUAUAAAAUCCUUGGUGUUUAAGUUGAUGUAAAAACAAAUAAAAUUAACCACUUACCAAAAAA